AUGGUGCUCUCGGGAGCUGAGCGUAUGAAGCGUUUACGAGAGAAACAAAAGACUACAGGUCAGCAUGAUUCAAUUAAAGAGAAAGACCGUAAAAGAAAGCAAGUUUUUCGUUCGAAAUUGACACCACAGGCUAUGGCUUUAUUUCGAUUAAAACAAAAUGCAAAUGCUCAAAAAUUUCGCGAGAAGAAAAAGAAAAAACGGACACUGAAACGACUUUCAACUACUUCUUUUGCUAACAAACAAGUAAAAUCGAAAGCUCGCAAGAAAUUAGAAUCUUCUCUGCCUGCGGCCAUUGACAAGCAAAUUGAACUAGUAACUGAUUUAGCUCGAAGUCUUGGUAUUAUUAAAAAAAAAGAAAUGAUUUCACGUCCUUCAAAAGCUUUGUCGUCACAGGUUACCGACCAAAUUACCGAGUUUUUCUGUCGUGAUGAUGUCAGUUAUCAAGCUCCUGGCAAAAGAGACACUGUAUUAGUGAAUAUCGAUGGAGUUAAACAAAAAUUACAAAAACGUUAUUUACCUUACACGCUGCGAGAAGCGCAUCAAUUAUUUGUUGAAGAAAACCAGCAAGUUCAAAUCAGUCGCUCCAAAUUCAAAGAUUUACGCCCUCAGAACGUUGUUUACAAAUCCUCAACUCCACAUCAAGUGUGUGUUUGUUUAUAUCAUGAAAAUGUAAAUCUUUUGCUAGUAACCUUGACAGAUCAAAUUCAUGGUCAUGCUAAAUUAGAACUGCGUUUGUUUGUUGAUCUUAUGGUUUGUGAUCCAGAGAAUGAAAAUUGUGUGUUCAGAAAUUGUGAUGGGUGUAAAUUGCAGUUUAAAAAAGAAAUUACGCGAAACAUUGUUGAUAAAACACGUGUGAUUGGUUGGACUCAAUGGAUAACGAAUGAUGACGGGCGUGCAGUCAAAAUGGACUUUCGUGGUACCGUUCGUGAAUGUGUUUUGGUUUUGAAAAAUAAAGUUCAACAUUUUCUGUUUCACGUUUUUGUAAAACGUCAACAAGCUACUUAUUUUGAAAGUAUUAAACGAAAUGUGUCAGAUAGCUAUUGUCUACUUCAAGUCGAUUAUGCUGAAAACUUUUCAAUGGUCGAGCAAAAUGAAAUUCAAAACGCUCACUGGUCAAAAAAACAACUAUCGUUGUUUACAGCACACGUUUGGGCACAGUCUGGUAAUCAUUCUAUGGUAGUUGUGUCCGACGACCCUUCGCACAAUAAAUUUACAGUUGCAAAGUGUCUCGAACAUGUAUUUACAAUUUUACAAGAUGUACUUCCAAAUUUGCAAGAACUAGUUAUCUUUAGUGACGUUAAACGUUUAGUUUAUGAAGAUGUCAUGAUAGGUAAAAGCUGUAAAAGUGCCGGAGACUUUAUGCGUCUAAUCGAAGCAAAAAAUACGCCAGUUAUUAUUAGUGAGCUAUUGCCAACUGAAAUUGAAACAGUCGAAAUUGAGUUGAAAGAACUUUUUCGAAAAGUUAAACCAGUGCGUCAAAUUCAAAAAGUUCUCAGUAUGACUGUUUAUGAUGUCGAUAAAAUUAAAGUUAAAGUCUAUUCCGAAAGUGGCCAGUCCACCACAGUGUAUUUUUGA
Molecule: messenger RNA, 1575 nt
Organism: Didymodactylos carnosus
Lineage: Eukaryota; Metazoa; Rotifera; Eurotatoria; Philodinida; Philodinidae
Source: the annotation of a GenBank genome assembly